AUGUCUUCAGUGUUGUGCCACGGUUGUCCAAAUGCUAGUGGACUGAUAGUACUAACUUUAUUAGCAGCUGCUACCACUCGCUAUACGGUCAUCGUUUUGGAAGAAGUCUCGGCGUCGUGGGAUCCCUCCUGUAAUCAAGGGUGCAUAAGCACUCACCUCUCAGGAGCCCCAACCUGGAACGACCCCGACCUCAUCGAUGCCAUACGGAACUACUUCCUCUUGCCUCCUCUGAGGAUUCCGGACGCGUCUCCCGCAGACGUCAGCACCUUCGUCUGGAGGGAAGUGGCCGACUGGAGCAGAAUGCAGAAGAAGCUCCUGGAGCUCUGGAAAGACCAACCACCAGGGACCUUCGUGGAAGUCGGCGUCGUGGACGGCCUGUUCAUGAGCCAGACGCUCCUGCUCGAACGCAACCUCAAUUGGACCGGGUUGCUGAUAGAACCCGACCCCCGGUCUUUUUCGCGCCUUCGGCAGAGUCGAAGGAACGCGACCGUCACCGACUUUGCGGUCGUUCCAAAAGUACCACCCGGAGCAGAGGUCAAUCACGGCAGUAAAGUCUACGUGAAAGGCGCACCUCUCUCGACCCUUCUCCUGGCGGCCAAGAUGACCAGAGUUGACCUCCUAACCAUCGCCACCGGGACCUCAGAUGACCGACGAAAGGUCACAGAUGUCAUCGGGAGCGACAGAGGCUUCGAUGUGAAGAGUAUUUUGAUCCAGUACCAACGAGACCUCCUGUCGAAAAACCCAUACCCACAGGUGAAGGGCUACGUCUACGACAUGGGAAGGUCGUCUCUCCUCGUUCGUCUGUACUGGAAGAGGACUCACUGUCACCCCUUGGAGGGUAACGAGUGCAAGAGGCAGAAUUACUUCGACCUGACGGAGGGAUGUUCGCGGUACAUCUGCGAUGGGCACGCUGUCGUUUGGUCGUUCUAGACUGGACUACAGAGAGAGAGAGAGAGAGAGAGAGAGAGAGAGAGAGAGAGAGAGAGAGAGAGACUACUGUUUUUUGCAUAUAACUUUCGCGAAUUUUAUGAGCUUUCCGUAUUGCUUACCUACCAAUAAUUUGUAAGAUUCAGACCCAACAUUCAAAUUGGUUGCUUUACUUUAUUUCAGU
Molecule: messenger RNA, 1111 nt
Organism: Macrobrachium nipponense
Lineage: Eukaryota; Metazoa; Arthropoda; Malacostraca; Decapoda; Palaemonidae
Exons: 6
Coding region: 1-930 (309 amino acids)
Source: RefSeq, a predicted model, not a curated record